GCGUAUAUAAAAAGGAGCUGGAAGUUCUGAGCAGCUCCAGAAGAGACCUGAACACGGCUGAGCAGCGGGCAGGACAGACACACACUAGGAUUUUCUCUGAUCGUCAAGACAUCCAGACAAUAGCAAAUAUGGUGGCUGUUCAAAAACCUUGGACAACCCUGAUUGCUUUUGCUAUCUGUGUGCUGGUGUGCCUCGGGACCUUGGUGGAUGCCUAUCCUCCCAAACCUGAGAAUCCAGGAGAAGAUGCACCUCCUGAGGAACUGGCGAAGUACUACUCUGCUCUCAGGCAUUACAUCAAUCUCAUCACACGGCAGAGAUACGGUAAGAGAGAUAGUCCGGAAGCUUUGUCAGAUUCCCUCUUUGAUGAUAGCAGGGAUCACAUUGGGAGGUCAAGAUACGAUGAUUCUUUGAUGUGGUGAUCCUCUGUCUUUGUACCUUGUCUACCUUUUGUGUCUUUGCGUUUUAAUUAUGGUGCAGAAGGACCUGACUUCUAAAGAAUUAUGUGAAGACUACACCAAACCAAAAGGAUCACUGCAUGCAAACCUUUUUCAUGCAUUGAGGAACCAUUGAAGCUUUUUAUGUGGCAGACAAUUGUACAUAAUUUAUUGUUAAAUAUAAUAUAUGGCAAUCAAGAAUCAAAAUGUGGGGUCUUUCUGAGAAAAAAAUCUUCUGUUUGUAUUGUAAAAAUGUUUAUGUGCAAUUAAAGUUCGAUGGAUGAAUCAACUUUGCAA
Messenger RNA from Rhincodon typus (whale shark), 731 nucleotides. RefSeq names its product peptide YY-like. Gene Ontology annotation, cellular component: extracellular region. Gene Ontology annotation, molecular function: neuropeptide Y receptor binding; neuropeptide hormone activity. The record is from RefSeq and is a predicted model, not a curated record. Gene Ontology annotation, biological process: feeding behavior; neuropeptide signaling pathway. Bases 129 to 419 code for a protein of 96 amino acids. NCBI's taxonomy places the organism in Eukaryota, Metazoa, Chordata, Chondrichthyes, Orectolobiformes, Rhincodontidae. The transcript has 4 exons.